UAUUUUUAGCGACUACCUGUGUGAGCUCGAGUUUACUUGCACACGUAUUCAUUCUGUAGUUGUUUGUCAAUAUUACUAAAUGAACACUAAAAUGAACAGAGACUUUACUUAUGAUGUAAUUGUUGUCGGUGCUGGAAUAGAAGGGUCAGCAACCGCAUACCAGUUAGCCAAGAAAGGUAAAUCUACAUUACUACUAGAACAGUUUCCUAUUCCACAUAAUCGUGGAAGUUCACAUGGCCAGACACGAAUCACAAGGAAAGCUUAUGGUGUAUAUAAACACUAUGCCGUUAUGAUGGAGGAAGCUUAUAACUCUUGGAAUCUCCUGGAAAAGGAAACUAACACUACACUGUAUUAUGAGACUGGAAUGCUAUGCGCUGGAAAAAGAGACAAUACAUUCAUUAACGGGACUAUAGAAUUCUCAAAGACAAAUGGAAUACCAGUAGAAGUAACAGACGAAGAGGGUGUAGGAAAAAUAUAUCCUACGAUGACAUUUCCAAAGAAUUAUGUGUUUGUUUUAGAUAAAUGUGCUGGGAUACUUUUAGCUGAUAAGGGACUACGAGCUUUCCAGGAUAUAUUCAGAAAAAAUGGCGGAAUAUUGAAGGACAACGAGGUAGUAACUAAUAUUACUCCUGGGUCAGUCAUAAGUAUACAGACGUCUAAAAGCCAAUAUACAUGUAAAAGUAUUAUCCUAACUGUCGGACCAUGGGCAAAACAACUCUUACCAACGUUAGGAAUACACAUACCAUUGAAGCCAAUAAGAAUAAGCGUAUGCUACUGGAAAGAGAAAAAUCCAGGAGAAUACGGAUUGGGCAAAUUUCCAACUUUUUAUGAGAGUGAAGCUGUUGAUGAAAAAUACAGUGUGUACGGCUUUCCUAGUAUGGAAUAUCCUGGCUAUGUUAAGAUGUGUCUAGGAUGGGGUCCUGAUGUCGACCCAGACAACAGAGAUUUUGUUAAUGAAGAAUGGGUAAUUUCCAGAAUCAAGAAAUAUGUUACUGACCAUUUUCCAAAUCUCUAUUCAGAACCAAGCAUAGUCGAACCAUGCAUAUACACGAUGGUACCUGAUGAAGAUUUUGUAUUAGACAAACAUCCAAAGUGGUCAAAUGUAAUCAUUGGAGCAGGAUUUUCUGGACAUGGCUUUAAACUUGCACCAGUUGUUGGUAAACUGUUAGCAGAAUUAGCCCUCGGAGAGACCCUAUCGUACGAUAUAAGUCCGUGUAGAUUAAAUCGUUUUAUCUUUCAAUCUAAAAUGUAACUUCAAAUUAAAAAAAUAAAAUAUAUUUGAUUGAUAAUGAUAUUAAGAUAUACCACUCACUAUCUAUUUACCUGAAAC
Mytilus trossulus (common blue mussel) is the source of this 1330-nucleotide messenger RNA. RefSeq names its product peroxisomal sarcosine oxidase-like. The coding region runs from base 80 to 1252 and encodes 390 amino acids. Lineage: Eukaryota; Metazoa; Mollusca; Bivalvia; Mytilida; Mytilidae. Gene Ontology annotation, cellular component: peroxisome. The record is from RefSeq and is a predicted model, not a curated record. Gene Ontology annotation, molecular function: L-pipecolate oxidase activity; flavin adenine dinucleotide binding; sarcosine oxidase activity. The transcript is spliced from 8 exons.